AUGGCCACGCCUCGAUAUAAUUGCAUCAAGAUAAUCUUCGUUUUCUCAAUACUCUUUUUAUUGAUACUGGGUAAGGUUAGAGCAAUAAGACCCCUAGAAGGAGAGCAAUGGUUAAAGAAAAAUCUUCUCAUUCAAUCUCUUCCAAGAGGCCCCAUCCCACCCCCCGGUGGCAAUCCAUGCACAUACAUUCCUGGAGGAGGAGGCCGCGGACGUUGCACAUUAGCCAAGAAUGAAGGUGACUUCGCUGGCCACGUCGCUAAAAAACCUCCCCGUGGGCUCCAUGACUGUCUUGAAGUUUUAGGUCCAGAAGAUAAUGUUGCAGAGUAUUAUCAGCAACAGGUAGAAAUGCUGGAGGGGUUCAAUGAAAUGGAUGUCCUAGCUGAGCGAGGUUCUGUACCGGGAAUGUCAAAGGAAGAGAGGGAUAUGUUGGCUAAAAGUGAAACAAUUGCCAUCAGGAUAUCAAAUGUUGCAAACAUGCUUCUUUUUGCAGCAAAAGUUUAUGCAUCCAUCAGGAGUGGUUCGUUGGCCAUUGUUGCGUCCACACUAGAUUCGCUUCUCGAUCUACUAUCUGGUUUUAUCCUGUGGUUUACUGCUUUUUCCAUGCAGACGCCAAAUCCUUAUCGAUAUCCUAUUGGAAAGAAACGUAUGCAGCCUCUGGGAAUCCUUGUUUUCGCUUCUGUCAUGGCAACUUUAGGACUGCAGAUUAUACUGGAAUCCCUGCGCACAUUAGUUUCUGAUGAUGACGAAUUCAAUUUGACAAAGGAGCAAGAGCGAUGGGUGAUUGGUAUUAUGCUUUCAGUGACUCUAGUGAAGCUACUUCUGUUCGUCUAUUGCCGCACGUUUGCAAAUGAGAUUGUCAAGGCAUAUGCCCAGGAUCACUUUUUUGAUGUUAUCACCAACAUCAUUGGCCUCGUUGCUGUAGUAAUGGCUAAAUAUUUCAAUGACUGGAUGGACCCUGUUGGAGCUAUUAUUCUGUCAUUGUACACUAUCCGAACAUGGUCAAUAACCGUGCUGGAGAACGUGAACUCCCUUAUUGGAAGAUCAGCUGCACCAGUAUAUCUACAGAAACUCACUUACCUAUGCUGGAAUCACCACGAAUCCAUAAGGCACAUCGACACUGUAAGGGCAUACACCUUUGGCUCUCACUAUUUCGUCGAGGUGGAUAUUGUGUUGCCUGCAGAUAUGCCCCUGCAAGAAGCUCAUGACAUUGGAGAAUCCUUGCAAGAGAAGCUCGAACUUCUGCCUGAGAUAGAGCGUGCUUUUGUUCAUCUUGAUUACGAGUAUACUCAUAAACCCGAACAUUCACAAGCACAUCUGUAA
Molecule: messenger RNA, 1320 nt
Organism: Fraxinus pennsylvanica
Lineage: Eukaryota; Viridiplantae; Streptophyta; Magnoliopsida; Lamiales; Oleaceae
Source: the annotation of a GenBank genome assembly